This is a messenger RNA of Xenopus laevis (African clawed frog), 968 nucleotides long. RefSeq lists its product as uncharacterized. The coding region runs from base 303 to 752 and encodes 149 amino acids. Lineage: Eukaryota; Metazoa; Chordata; Amphibia; Anura; Pipidae. The transcript is spliced from 7 exons. The record is from RefSeq and is a predicted model, not a curated record.
UGAGCAUUGUUUACUGAGCAAUCAAAGGGGCGGCUGGUAAACAACAUUAGUGAUCAGAGAAUGAGAAGAAAGUUAUUACAAAGGGUUUUCUUUAACGAGAAUUUCCCAGGCGGUUGCUAAUGUAUCUGUUUCCAGUAAUAGGGUUGAGACUACCAAGGAAACACAAGCAUUUGCUGUCUAGGGAAAAGAGGGGACUUUCUGUAAUAUUUAGCUUUUACUACUGCAGUGCCAUAAUAAAUAUACUUGUUUCUGAUAGAAUUGAUUACUUAUACUGGAUCCUCUAAAUAAAGAAGCAAGCCGAGAUGUUUAUCACAGUCCUUUAUGGAGAUAAUGAAGAAGCACUUUUUAACAUUAACUGCAAGGUUCAGCUACUUUUGGAAAGCAUCAAAACCUGCUGUCAUUAUGACAAUGAAGGUGAUGUUGAACUAGCAGAUCAGAGUGGGCAAGUUAAAAAUCUUUUGGAAAAUCCGCAAAGAUACGCAUCAGAACUUCUUAAUGAGCGGGAGACCUGUGUCCUUCUUUCUGUUACCAAAUUGCCUGGUUCAACGGAAGCUACAUUUACUCCACUGUUAAACGACGAUGAGAUUGUAAAUGCUAAAUUCCUUGCUAAAUUAGGAAACUGGGGUGAAUCUAGAGUCUCCAGCCGCAGGUCUAAAUCAAAAAAGGGCAACAAGAAAAAUGUAGUGCUUAUUUCUACACCUAUAGAAGUGAAACAGAACACAUCUCCCCGCAAACGUUCAACAAAAUCAUAAGAACUUGUACAAUCAUACUGUCAUAUAAAUACACUUCCUUGUAAAAAAUGCUGUCCUUGUUUAUGAGUAUUGAACAUAGCAAUAUUUAAAGGUCUGUGAUAUAUUGUAACAAUACUAUCUUGCUGUCUUACAGGUCUACAGAAAGCACACAACUAUUUAUUAUAUAUUUCCUUUUAUCGUAUGUAUUAAUAAUAAAUCUAAAGUUGUUAUAAUAAA